Molecule: messenger RNA, 9915 nt
Organism: Phycodurus eques (leafy seadragon)
Lineage: Eukaryota; Metazoa; Chordata; Actinopteri; Syngnathiformes; Syngnathidae
Gene: ccser2a
Product: coiled-coil serine-rich protein 2a
Exons: 11
Coding region: 746-3583 (945 amino acids)
Biological process (GO): microtubule bundle formation
Cellular component (GO): microtubule cytoskeleton
Molecular function (GO): microtubule binding
Source: RefSeq, a predicted model, not a curated record
CUCGCUGGAAACGAAAUUGGGAAAAACGUCGAUUGUUGUAGAUUUGAAUAUUUUCCCACUCAAAAAGUUCCCAACAUCCGCACAGGUUUCCUCAAUGGAAGUUGUCGGGUGUUGCCGGUGACAGACACGCUCCGCCCCGCCACAGCCGUGAGAGGAUGUCGGGAGUGGGAACCGUCCGGAGGGGUUGCUUAGUGGUGGGCUUCUAGUCGGGUGUUUACACUGGUAGUUUACUUCCAGCUGCUCGUCCCCCACUUCAUAUUUUUAUUUUGUAUUUUUUUACCCGGUUUGUUUUCGCUAUGGUCCCACGGAAGGGGCGCCUCGUUCGGCUUCGAAAGCCCAACAUCACGCGCAGUCUUCGGCUUUGGAGGAAGAAGUAACGGCGCUGCGGGACAUUAUUGACUGGAUGCAUCCUUCUGGAGCGUGGCUGCUGCUUCCCAAUAUAAAUAUAUAUAUAUAUAUAUAUAUUUUUACUUUCCGCACUUUUUACUUUCCUCUCCUCGACUAUCUCUACACGUCUUCCACACAUAUAUGGACGUGGAAUAAUAUUUUACAAAUAUCGAAUAUUUGAUGAAACUUGGUUACAAGUUGCUAUGGGCUAACCCAGCUAGCAUCUUCGAAUCCCAAACAACAAGAGGACCGUUUACCGGCUUUCAAACCAAUUUCGACAAUGUUGGAAACUAGCUGGUUAAUUCAACUUCUAAGGCUGUUGUGAGUCCACGCUCAUUCAUGUUUCCGUCGGCAUCUAAUGGAAGGUAAAGCAUUGACCAUGGUUUCAAGACUGCCCAAGUUUGGUGGGCGCUCUGCGAGUGGUGGUGCUGGACCCUUGUCCAAUGGUUCAUCUACCCAGGAUCCCAAGACUGCUCCUGCUGGAACACGUCCAAAUGGUGCAAUUCGAACCUCUCCUUUUUCCUUGAAAUGGAAGAGAGAUGAAGGGACAGUCCCCUCCAGCCUUACCACUCCUACCAGCCCUGGAGAAGGAGGCAAGGACAAGUCAAGACAACUUCCCUCAUUGGCAAAGGAGGGAAAGAGUGCCUCCCCAGGGACGCCUAUAAUGCGGCGGUCGGGUGCACUGGUGGUGGCUGCCUCAAGCCCCAAGGCCACCCCGAAGCAGUCCUUAAAAUUGGCUCCCAAAGACAGCAUCAAGCUGGGUCAAAGCUCUCUCAAUGGAGCACCUAAAACAGACCACAGUAACAAAGAGUCCUCCCGCCUUGUACGGCCCAAGUUAUCUUCCGGCUCGCUAAGAAGCAGCUCCCAAGACCGCCUUUCCCAGUCCAACGAAAGCCUGAAGUCGCUGGAACUAGACAAGAUGGUGCGCUCAAACAGCUUCACGCAUUUCAAGCAGAUUCCAUCUCCCAACAGUCAGCCUAUGAUACGUUCCUUCUCCUUUAACCGGGCUGUGGAACUGGCCAAACCUUUAGCCAACACUCAACUUCAACCACCUCGGAGUAGUUUCCUCAAACCUCCUCAGCUUAGCAAUGGACGAUUAAGUUUAGGAUUCGGGACUCUGCGUGUUGGACAUGGAGGGUCAGGAUCUUCUGGUGGUGGGACUGGAGGUGUUCAGUACAGCAGAACACCGCAAGCUGCCUCCUCACUACCUACAGCGUCAGCUCCCACCACUCCCAGUGCUUUGAAAAAGCCGCUGCUCUCCACUUGUGGUUUUAACAAGUUAUUGGGAAAUAGUAGUGGAUCUUUGGGCAUCAGGCAGCCAAAACCUGCACAGGACAAGGAGCAAAAGACUAUACUUCCAGGCUGGGUUAAAGGAGUCGUCAAACCUUCAGCUGUCCCUCCAUGUGGAGAUGCUGAACCCACAGAAAAGGUUGAAGAAGCAGUCUGUCACAAUAACUUUGUUCAAAGUCCUACUGAUGGAGGAGAAAACGAAGAAAGCGGUGUACUUCGGCAAAGCUCAUAUCAGGCAGUAGGGGAUGGUCAGGAAGACAUGUCAUUGUCUUCUGCUUCAUCCCAGGAGAGAGGGAACACCAGCGAAGAAUUUCUAGAUGACUUGGACAGUGUAGGGGAUGUGUUCAGUGAUGGGGACCCUCAUGACAAUAAGAAGAUAAAUAACUUUCUCAAUGAGACCAGUGACUGGGAUCUGGCAGGCCAAAAUGAAGAAAGCCCUAUGCAAGACUCUCGGGGAGCACUUGUGAAGUCUCCGGAGGAAGGUGAUGUCUGCCAGGCGUCAUCUUUAGAGCUGUCACCCUCCAACAGCUCUGGGGGAACCUACAUGUGGGACGAAGAAGGUCUUGAACCACUUGGAGGGCCUGGGACAUAUCCAUGCGAUCUUUACGACGACCUCAACAGCAUAGAUAUCCUGAACACCCUGCACGGCCCAGGGGCGGAAGAGGUGAAUGAUGAUGACCUCAUGCUGGAUGUAGACCUCCCAGACGAUGGUUUGCAUGACUUGGACAGAAUGUCCAACGGUGAAAGUGCACCCCGUCGACAAGGACAACGGCGUGGGCACCACCGCUGGAACAGACCCGACCACUUCCCCAAUGACGGCAGGGCACCGUUUUUCCAUCACUACGACGGCCUCAAGUCUUCGAGGAUGUCUUUACAGGCCGUUCCCUCCGAAACCAGGCGACAUGGCCACGCACCCGUACCCGAUGAGCUCUCGCUGGACCAUAUGAGCCAGGACUGUAGCUCGGUCAAGAACCAGCUGCUCAGGCUGAAAAACCUACUGCAGCUCGAGGAUACGGACUCGCCAGCAGAUGUUGAGGGGGAGAUUGAAAGCAAUACCAAUACUGCAUCCCAGUUUGAGGAGCUGCUGCAGGAGAUGCACAUUCUCCGAGAAGAACUUAGGCGUCGAGACAAGACCAUUGUUCAGCUCACUCUGAAGUGUCAGCAGAAUCAGCGGGAACAAAUGCUCGCUCAAGAACGUCAGGUGCGGUGCCAGUGCCAGCAGCAGAGGGCGCCCUCGCUACUGCGACAGCCGGGGGACAAGCGACUGCAGCGCCUGUGUGACAAGGCCACCCAGACCCACUGGAGACCCUCCAGCCACUCUCUUCAAAUACCUUUCAACCUCAACGAGCGUUUCCACCCGGGAAGACCAGUAAAAGCUCUCCCCACCGAGGGCCGCAGUGACCAGACGAGAGGUGCGAGGGCCUCUGUUGAUGCCGACGCCCCUCUUGAUGGCCUCGCAUCAAAUGUGUCACCCCCAGCGGACCCGUCGGAGCUGAGUCAUCCCCGCACUAUUCAGUGUUCAAGCUCAGGGGUCCAGUGUGAGCGGCAGGGCCCCGCCGCUAUGUCGCACGAUUCGGUCACUCCCGCGUCCGCUUAUCGCGAAGGCGGGUCACUUCCUGCUACCAAGCCGCUCAGACAGUUGUCCUCCUUGAAGCCUUUGGCCAGUAGGAGUAGGCAGCUGCCCCCUCCGUCCAGAGGCCUUCCUUGCUUUAACAACGCCCCCCGGCAGCAAAUUCUCAGCGUUUGUCGCACCUCCCCGCUUCAACUUCACAGGAUCUCUGAGCCCCACGCUGUUCCUCACGGCGGCGUAAACUCAGAGAACUCCGACCGGGGAUCGCUCAAGGAGCCGGCCAAGAUGAUCGCCGCUUCGGGUCGUUCGUGUCUCCCCAAGCCAAAGAUUCCCUGAGGAGGGUCGUCUCACACAUCAAACCAAAAUAGAAGCGGCUGCAACACUGUUGACGACUUGCAACUGCCUAUUCAGACUAUGUAGUAAGAUGAACAACACGACUCCACAGGCUGUAAGUCUGUAUACAUGUCACUUUUAUCAGUGUUGAGCACAGGGGUGGGCAAAGUAUGGCUUUGUUUUUUAAUAUAUUGUCAAUGUAUUUAUUAAUUUUUUUAUUGUUAUGGAAAGAGUGCAAAAAUUAAAAUGGGUGAGUUUUUCAGUGAAUAGCUGAGGAUAGUUUUCACAGAAAAAACCCCCACAACUGGGUACAUUUUGAGACUAGAGAACCGAGAAUAGCCAGGGUUAACUGUAUUAAUAAAUUUGUCUGUUUUAAAAAUUAAAUGUGGCCCUUCAUCACAAAAGUUUGCCCAUCUCUGGUUUAGCAGGUGCUAUUGUCCAAUUUGCAGAAGUCACUUUCAGUCCCUUCUGCUGUCUCACUUAGUUGCUUAGUUCACAGCGAAACAAGAUUGCUUGCCGUCACACGGCCGUGCCCGCCGAUCCACGGUGGCGCACGGUCGUAAAGACGGCACAGAUGCGACCUUUCCAGUGUAGUUGAAGGGCCCCAGGAGGUGGAGCAUGAAGGCUAAAAACAAGUUGUGCUAGAGAAAGUGAGUCAUGGCAGAAAAGGUGGAUUAGGUGUGAGACAAAGCUGUCUUGCAAAAAGAACUAAUGUGUGUCUGCACCAGUGUGUGCGCCGAGUGGAAGACAGCAGCACUAUAAAGUCACUAAUGAGAUCCAAUACAAGACCUGUUCGGCGUUACAAAGACAUCCAUCCAUCCAUUUUGUAUAGCACUCGUCCUCAUUUGAUGGCGUGUGAGCUGGAGUCUAUCCCAGCUGACACCCUGGACUGUCAAUCGCAGGACACAAACAACCAUUCACACCCACAUUCACACCAAUAGAAAGCCGUUUCAGUUUUUAUUCAUUGUCCUUGAUAUCCAUUUUAAGAUCCAUGUACAGUCUAGUCAUAAAGUACAGGAAGGCAGUAGUGGUUUUCCACUGCUGCCUUCCACUACGGUAUGAACUUAACUACAACCCCAAUUCCAAUGAAGUUGGGACGUUGUGUUAAACAUAAAUAAAAACAGAAUACAAUGAUUUGCAAAUAAUGUUUGACCUAUAUUUAAUUGAAUACACUACAAAGACAAGAUAUUUCAUGUUCAAACUGAUCAACUUUAUUGUUUUUAGCAAAUAAUCAUUAACUUAGAAUUUUAUGCCUGCAACACGUUCCAAAAAAGCUGGGACAGGGUCAUGUUUACCACUGUGUUACAUCACCUUUUCUUUUAACAACAUUCAAUAAAUGUUUGGGAACUGAGGACACUAAUUGUUGAAGCUUUUUAGGUGGAAUUCUUUCCCAUUCUUGCUUGAUGUACAGUUUCAGCUGUUCAACAGUCCGGGGUCUCCGUUGUCGUAUUUUACGCUUAAUAAUGCGCCACACGUUUUCAAUGGGAGACAGGUCUGGACUGCAGGCAGGCCAGUCUAGUACCUGCACUCUUUUACUACGAAGCCACGCAGUUGUAACACGUGCAGAAUGUGGUUUGACAUUGUCUUGCUGAAAUAAGCAGGGGCGUCCAUCAAAAAGACGUUGCUUGGAUGGCAGCAUAUGUUUCUCCAAAUCCUGUAUGCACCUUUCAGCAUUAAUGGUGCCUUCACAGAUGUGUAAGUUACCCAUGCCAUUGGCACUAACACAGCCCCAUACCAUCACAGAUGCUGGCUUUUGAACUUUGCGUCCAUAACAGUCUGGAUGGUUAUUUUCCUCUAUGGCCUGGAGGACACGACUUCCACAAUUUCCAAAAACAAUUUGAAAUGUGGACUCGUCGGAUCACAGAUCACUUUUCCACUUUGCAUCAGUCCAUCUCAGAUGAGCUCGGGCCCAGAGAAGCCGGCGGCGUUUCUGGGUGUUGUUGAUAAAGGGCGUUUGCUUUGCAUAGUAGAGUUUUAAGUUGCACUUACGGAUGUCACGCCGAACUGUAUUUACUGACAUUGGUUUUCUGAAGUGUUCCUGAGCCCAUGUGAUGAUAUGCUUUACACGGGCAUUCAAUGUUGGUUUUCGGCCUUGCCGCUUACAUGCAGUGAUUUCUCCAGAUUCUCUGAACCUUUUGAUGAUAUUAUGGACCGUAGAUGAUGAAAUCCCUAAAUUCCUUGCAAUUGUACAUUGAGGAACAUUGUCCUUAUACUGUUCGACUAUUUCCUCACGCACUUGUUCACAAAGAGGUGAACCUCACCCCAUCUCUGCUUGUGCAAUUCAGGGAAGCUCCUCUUAUACCCAAUCAUGGCACCCACCUGUUCCCAAUUAGUCUGUUCACCUGUGGGAUGUUCCGAGUAGGUGUUUGAUGAGCAUUCCUCAACUUUCUCAGUCUUUUUUUGCCACCUGUCCCAGCUUUUUUGUAAUGUGUUGCAGCCAUACAAUUCUAAGUUAAUGAUGAUUUGCUAAAAACAAUAAAGUGUAUCGUUUUUUUUUCUUGUCUUUGUAGUGUAUUCAAUUAAAUAUAGGUUGAACAUGAUUUGCAAACCAUUGUAUUCUGUUUUUAUUUAUGUUUAACACAACGUCCCAACUUCAUUGGAAUUGGGGUUGUAGUAAGACCCAAUCAUUCUAUUAGUGGGGCCUAGUCGUUCUCCUAGCAUGCUGAAUUAUUUUACUAGUGAGGAUAACGAGCGUACUACUAUGUGAACCUUAAGCUGGAUAUCAAGGAUAAUGAAUAAAUGCUCAAACACGUUUCCAUAAGUACCCCCCCUCUCGCCCAGUCAUUCAAGUGUGCAGAUGUGCCUAAUAUUUCGGGUUGCGAGAGUUGUGACAAACAGUUUACAAAUGAGUAAUUUGUAAAAAAUCAGCUAUCAAGGCUUCAUUAUGGUGUUUGCCUCUUUCACUCUGCUCCAUCUGUGGACAAGAAUAGAGGUGUUUAUAUGGCCUUUAUAUUAAAAAUAGAAAUCUUCCCUUUUUCCUUUUUUUCUGGACUGUCAAAUGCUCCCUAGCACGUGCCCGCAUGGCGGGCAGCGGUGUGUUAUGAAGUGCCACUGACACGGACUGUGCUCUCUUUACUGUCGGGGCCGUGUGACCGCUCGCCUCUGUACGCCUCUGGCUGGGACCGCCCGACUGUGUCCCCUCUACACAGACACAAAAACAUACAGGCCCUAUGGCACAACUGGAAUGGACAUGAAAGGAACACACACACAGACAAAAACCGCAACAGACGCUUAAAGUGGAACCUCUGAUGUCGAACACGACCUGUUUGAACUGCCACCAUUAAAAAAAUAAAAAAAUAGUCGCUGGUCCAUUGCAGGGCACAUAUAGACAAACAACCAUUCACACUAGGGGUUGAACGACUACAGAUUUGUGUUCAGUCGAGUCGACGUCGACUCAUCGAAGACGUCAUUGAUAUCUUUUCAGUUGUCAACGAUUGUCCACGCAAUUGUUUGCCUUAUGCCAAAAGUAACUGGAGCCCACUCUCCCUGGGGUCCCUGGUUACACUCGUCCCACUCGGUCACAUUCAGACACUCAUCCAAUCACAUUCAGACUCCUUUGUGGCCUUGCAGACUGUUGUAACUUGAGAUCUAAAACAAAUGUACGUAGCACAACUGCAGGGUCAUUGCUUGCUAUGUACUAUAAUAAAAAAAAAAAAAAUCACAGGAGAAGGGAAUUUCUUGCAAUAAUAUUAGCGAUCCUGCAAUUGUGAUACGGUCAUUGUUAGAGUUUUGUGAUAGUGUGAUUUGUGAUUGGAUGACUGAGUCGGGGGAGUAGAAUGAAGAGGAGCGUGGCAUCGUGUCCGUGGGAUGAAGGCUAACGCUUGGGCGGAAGAAGUUGGAUGUUUUUGACAGUAACCGUUUAUUUUCACAAUAAAGAGGUUGUUGAUCGACCACCGCUCGUCCUCGUUUCUUCAUCUAAACAGAUGCUACAGUAUAUUCUCUUUUUUUCUGUUACAGGAGAGCAUUUGGUGAUUUACCUAAUUGAUGGCUGAUGUGAGGAUUUUGGCUUUUCACCUGCUAGCAUUAGCUAUUGCCUUCAUAGUUUGACAUGCUUUUAUUAUGUUUGAGAGUAGACUUUCAUAUUUUGAAAGUAACCAAUUUCCACACGCUUGAGGCCGCUCGACUUGCUUUCUCCGAAGCAUCGAUGUUGUUAAUGCCAAAACACACGAUUGGCGAUUAGUCAUCUUCAAGCUCUUAACCGUUAACUGUAGAGUGGUAAAGUCAACUUUUUAACUAGUCUGUUCAACCCCCAAAUUCACAGAUUCACAUAUCUGGACAAUUUAAGGUCACAUACCCAAAAGGGAAAACAUUUUGCAAUUUUGGUAUAGAUUUGAGCAAGAAAAAUGAAGUAGACUUCCAUCGAUCCAUUUUCUUUCCCACUUAACCUGUUGAGAGUCGUGAAGCGCUGAAGUCUAUCGUUUGGUGCUACUUGUCCCAUACAAUUGUGGUCAAAUUCCAAAAUAGGGCCGCUUGAAUUAGGAGGUUCCAUUGAAAUAAACAGAAUGGGAGGCUUCAUGUUCUGCGGAUCCAUCGAACAGCUGCCGGAUGUUUCAGCUGUGUGCCAAACGCAGCACCGAAAGCCAAAAACAAAUAAAAUGGAGGGCGAUGCAGAGGGAGAGCCUGAGAACCAGCCUAAAACAUCAAAUGUGCCCGUGAAGUUGUUUAGACGGUUCAGAGGGGGACGUGGUGAGUGGACGAGCGUGAGGUGGAAUAUGUUUGUUUGAACGUGCCUCCCCCCUUUUUCACCACUCUCGGCCGUGUCGCUCAAUGCUUGCUAAUGCCGACCAGGAAAUCAAUGCGCUGUGUUUGUGUGUGUCAAAGAUGCGUCUGUCCACAGGGUGGGAAGGGAAACACGGUGCACGGGAAAAAGCAGCACCGGCGCCGUCCUUCACCCCACCGCGUGCCGCUGUAAGGCCCUAAUCUCCGAAUCAAUGCCCUCACUCAGUUUAAGAGUGCGGCCAAUCUGUCUCGCGCUCGCCGAAAGCACAAAGACUGAAAACACUACGGCACCGUCGAUCAAUUCUCGCACGGGGUAACUUGGCUAACUCUUAUUUUGGACUGUUUUUGGUUAGUUCCUUUUAGCGGCGUUUGCACGAGGAAGAAAGGCACCAUGAGAGGAAGGCGGGUUGUUGUGUUGAUAGAUUGUGUCGUCAGUUAACGCCGGAAUACAGUAUUGUCACAUACUGUAUAAUCCAACUUGCAUUUUCUAGAAAAGCAAUAUUUGCACUUUUCAAGCUUCCCUUUUAACUCAAGUUGCCUGCAAAAUCAUUGCUAUUCAUGGACUGUUGCACACGUAAUUUGAUUUAAGUGCCAGAAAUGUCAAUUCCUUAUGAAAUAGUGUCGGGUUCUCAAACUAUUUACGCCAAGUACCACCUUCUUUGAACAUUAAUACUCUCGCUUAAAUAUGUUUUAAUUCAAAAAAUGAUCCAAUUGAAAUGUAUUCUACAUAAGGUUAAAUGCAAAUGUAUUGAAUUUAAAAGUGAAGUACAACUGAACUGUACUUAGGCAAUGAUUGUGUGUGAUGGUGGGGGAAGACUUUGUUGUGGCCACUAAAUUGUAGCUAUAUGAAUGUUAAUUGAUACAAUUUCUCGCUCUCUUUUUUUUUUUACAAUUACUUACUGCUCGAUGAAAUUUGACAUAUUGUGUCCGCUGCAUGCACGAAUCUGCUACACAAAUUGACAAAGUGUAAUUCGGGUGUCUCGGUGAUGAAGUGCUGCCUGCAAGGGUGAAAAUGCAAAUGGUUUUACUUGGUCUUUGUGUGAGCUGCUUGAGGAAGAAUUGGCCGCUCACAUAUUCAAAAGCCCGAGUUCUGCUUUUACGAGAUCUUUAUUAGGGCUAUUAAAUUAUUAUUAUUAUUAUUUUUUUUUAAAAACUGACUUUUUUUUAUUUUUUAUAUACCUUGAUGACUUGGUAUUAUUCAUUUUACAUCUUUCUAAUGGUAAUGAAUUUCUCAUUCAUUAUCAUUAACGAGGCCUCAAAAUUCCAGGAAAUGGAAUAAAAGUGUCUGCUGUGACAAUUUGGAAGUAAAACGGAAAACUUGAGUAAAUCUUUUUAUGUAUUCAACUUGUAAAUAUGCUCAUUUUCAUUUAAAAAGACACAAAUGAAUAGAUAAACAACAAAACAUGGCAUACUUUAGAUGACUAGUAGUUACUGACUUGCAUGCGGUCGUUGGCUGUGGAAUAUGGUGAAAAAUGACUAACCCGAUGCACUUUAAAUGUUUAGGUUUUACAGCCAAGAAAUAUGCUGCCCACCAAUGUUGUGGACAUUGUGUGCUUCCUUACAUGUAAACAGUGUUAGUAUGAACUCUAUUGGUUUUAUCACUGUGGAAAUAAAUU